AUGCCGCCACUGCCGCACUCGGAGGGCUCGCUCAUCGAAGAGCUGAAGAAUAACGGUGUGGGUCGCCCAAGUACGUAUCCGAUGAUAGUGAAGACACUCUUGACGCGGGGCUACAUUCAGGUGAACGCCAAAGGGCGCUGCGAGACAACACCGAUUGGACGGUUGCUGGUGUCGGCGGCGAAGUCAACCUUCCCGUCGAUUGUUGACAUCGGCUUCACUGCAUCCUUCGAGAAGAAACUUGACCUCAUUGCAAAGCCGAUCCCUACGAAGCGACCAGCUGUCCUUCGAGGAAUGAGCGUGUCUCAGGCUGACUACGUGCUCUCUGUGUUCCUCUCGACAUUCCUCAACUAUGUUGCAGAGGCCACGCGAGCACAACGCGCUCGCAUCGUGGAGCGCUCCAUGCGGCUGAAACACGAGCAGGAGGGUGCGUCAGAUAUGGANGAGGCCACGCGAGCACAACGCGCUCGCAUCGUGGAGCGCUCCAUGCGGCUGAAACACGAGCAGGAGGGUGCGUCAGAUAUGGAUGAGACAGAGUUUGAGGAGAGUGUCGCGAGUGCCAAGAAGAAAGUAGCGCUUGCAACUGGCGACUUAACAACACUACCAAGAACCCAUCAUACCUUCACGGCUCUGCAGCGCGGCUUAAACGAUUACCUUCGCCGCCACUUUCCACCUGCGCAUGUAAACUCAUCUUCUGGAGGAGAUGUCGGUGCUGGCCAGAGUAACAUCAACAGCAAGAAAAGUAACGGUUUCAGUUGCAGUGCAGAAAACGGCGACAUCGACGGUGACAACAGCACGGCGAUGACGGAUGAUGCAUCAGUGAUGCCACCACCACCACCACCACCACGACGGAGGUCUGAGAAGAGCAGAGGGUCAUAUUGA
This is a messenger RNA of Trypanosoma grayi, 879 nucleotides long. RefSeq names its product putative DNA topoisomerase IA. The transcript has a single exon. The coding region runs from base 1 to 879 and encodes 292 amino acids. The record is from RefSeq and is a predicted model, not a curated record. NCBI's taxonomy places the organism in Eukaryota, Euglenozoa, Kinetoplastea, Trypanosomatida, Trypanosomatidae. Gene Ontology annotation, molecular function: DNA topoisomerase type I (single strand cut, ATP-independent) activity; DNA binding. Gene Ontology annotation, biological process: DNA topological change.